Molecule: messenger RNA, 3056 nt
Organism: Dipodomys spectabilis (banner-tailed kangaroo rat)
Lineage: Eukaryota; Metazoa; Chordata; Mammalia; Rodentia; Heteromyidae
Gene: Arhgef33
Product: Rho guanine nucleotide exchange factor 33
Exons: 16
Coding region: 1-2622 (873 amino acids)
Molecular function (GO): guanyl-nucleotide exchange factor activity
Source: RefSeq, a predicted model, not a curated record
AUGGAAAAAACCAAAACAAAGCAAGGAGAGAAUGAGCAUAUGCCAGUGAAUAAUCCUUCUACACAGAUCUACCAGUUGCAGGCCCUGGCCUCAGAACUGAAAACUGGUUUCACAGAAGCAAUGCAGGAGCUCUCACGAAUCCAACAUGGAGAAUAUGCUUUGGAAGAGAAGGUUAAAAGCUGCCGAUGCUCCAUGGAAGAAAAAGUUACUGAGAUGAAGAACUCACUAAACUAUUUCAAGGAAGAGCUGAGCAAUGCAAUGUCAAUGAUUCAGGCUAUCACUUCUAAACAAGAAGAAAUGCAACAGAAAAUUGAACAACUUCAACAAGAGAAGCGAAGAGAAUCUCGAAAAGUUAAAGCCAAGAAAACUCAGAAAGAAGAACAUGGUACUCAGGCUGGGCCUGCACAAACACAAGGAAGUCCUUUCCGUUCCAUCAAUAUUCCUGAACCUGUUCUUCCAAGUGAAGACUUUACCAAUAUUUUGCCUUCUCAGGCCUAUGAAAAAGCCCAAGAGUCCAGAUCUGUCCAUGUAGGAGACAGCAACGUGAAGGGAAUGAUGGGUCCUGCAGUGAACCCAGCAACUCCAGAAGCAGAUGACAACAUGAAGUCUUGCCUCUCAGCUGAUAUCCAGUCCAAGAGCCAUCUGUCAUCUGGUGUGUGGAGGCAGCCUAAGGAUGGCAAAGAGUGGGGCGAGGAGUAUGUCACAAAAGACCACCCCGACAAACUCAAAGAAGUGGGCCAGGGUAGACACAGCUCCCUGGAAAAUGUUUUAUGUGAAACUUCUUUAGCUGCUAAAAGACAAACUGUGGCUCUAGAACUGCUUGAAUCUGAAAGAAAAUAUGUCAUUAACAUCUCUCUGAUCCUGAAGAUUAAGGCAACAUUCCAGGGGUCCGAUGGAAAGAGGAAUUCCAAAGAGAGAAGCCUCUUCCCUGGCUCUUUACGAUAUCUUGUCCAGCAGCAUCUAGAUUUGCUCCAUGCACUGCAGGAAAGGGUCCUGAAGUGGCCACGCCAAGGAGUCCUUGGAGAUUUAUUCCUUAAGUUAACAAAUGAUGAGAAUAACUUCUUAGAUUACUAUGUUGCCUACCUGAGGGACUUGCCUGAGUGCAUCUCAUUGGUUCACGUUGUUGUUCUGAAGGAGGGUGAUGAAGAGAUUAAAUCUGACAUCUACACACUGUUUUUUCACAUAGUCCAGCGCAUUCCAGAAUAUCUGAUACAUCUGCAGAAUGUUCUGAAGUUCACAGAGCAGGAACAUCCUGACUAUUACCUACUACUGGUGUGUGUUCAGCGCCUUCGAGUAUUUAUCUCACACUACACUCUGCUGUUUCAAUGCAAUGAGGAUUUGCUUAUUCAGAAGCGGAAAAAGCUCAAGAAGUCAUCUAUGGCAAAGCUGUACAAAGGGCUGGCUUCCCAGUGUGCAAAUGCUGGCCAAGAUGCUUCUUCCACUGCAGGCCCUGAGGCUGUCCGGGACAGUGGGAUCCACUCAGAAGAGAUGUUGCAACCCUACCCUUCUGCUCCCAGUUCUGGCUCUGCUGUCACGCACUUAAUGCCCCCCGCGAAGAAGAGCCAACAGCAGCAGGGCUUGAUGGAGAGCAUGCAGCCCGGGAAGCCCAGCGACUGGGAGAUGGAGGCCCGGAAGCACGAGAGGCCCGAGAACCUGCUGGCGCCUGCGCAGUUCUGCGCGGCCGAGCAGGACGUGAAGGCGCUGGCCGGGCCCCUGCAGGCCAUCCCGGAGAUGGACUUCGAGCCGUCUCCCGCCGAGCCGCUGGGCAACGUGGAGCGCUCGCUGCGCACGCCGGCCGAGCUGCUGCCCGACGCCCGCGGCUUCGUGCCCACGGCCUACGAGGAGUUCGAGUACGGCGGCGAGAUCUUCGCGCUGCCGGCGCCCUAUGACGAGGAGCCGUUCCAGGCCCCGGCUCUCUUCGAGAACUGCUCGCCCGCCUCUUCUGAGUCCAGCCUGGACAUCUGCUUCCUGCGGCCCGUCAGCUUCGCCAUGGAGGCCGAGCGGCCCGACCACCCGCUGCAGCCGCUGCCCAAGAGCGCCACGUCGCCGGCGAGCAGCACCGGCGCCUACAAGCUGGAGGCCGCGCAGGCGCAGGCGCAGGCGCACGGCAAGGCCAAGCCGCUGAGCCGCUCGCUGAAGGAGUUCCCGCGCGCGCCGCCCGCCGAGGGCGUGGCCCCGCGCCUCUACAGCACGCGCAGCAGCAGCGGCGGCCGCGCGCCGCUCAAGGCCGAGCGCGCCGCGCAGCCGCUGGGCGCCGCCGCCGCCGCCGCCUCCGCCCGCGGCGCGCCGCGGACCUUCUUCCCCCAACAGCGGUCCCAAAGCGAAAAACAGACCUAUUUGGAAGUAAGGAGGGAGAUGCAUUUAGAAGAUACCACCCGAUUCUGUCCGAGGGAAGAAAGAGAAAGUGAACAAACAUCUUUCAGCGAUCAAAACCCCAGGCAAGACCAGAAAGGGGGCUUUCGCAGCUCCUUCCGCAAGCUCUUUAAAAAGAAGUCCAGUGGAUCAGAAUACAGGGAAAAAACUAAUGAGAAUCCCUCAAUGGAUCCUUCACCCACCAAACAAGAUUUCUUCAGAAACCGACUUGCUCUUGCAAAUGACCUUGACCAAGGAACAGCUGUGUAAAACAUUUAAAAGUGUAUUGUCAAGUGGUAAGAUGAGGAUUAAAAAAAGUGUAUAUAUCUGUGUAGGAAUAUAUAUAUAUAUAUAUAUAUAUAUAUAUAUAUCAAUGUAUAAAUCCCCAAGGAAAACAAAUAUAAAUACUUACACAUGAAACUAAAAUCAACAUACAAGACAUGAAGAGAUGAAGAUUAGUCAAUGGUUAAGAUCUGGCUUUCUGAACCUCAACACUUGGGAAAAGGGAACUGAAGACUUUUCACAUCAUUACAGAAAAACACAAUAAAUUUGGAGGAAAAUAAAUGUUUGUAAGAACAAAAUCUUGCACCUUGAAGUCAUUCCCCUAGCAUCAUCUUGAGUAUGUUCAUAUUUAACAUGGAUGUGACUUUUGCGCUUCCUAGACAUGUAGCUAAUUAAUCCAUCCCCCAUUGCUUAGACUAAUA